Molecule: messenger RNA, 1786 nt
Organism: Bursaphelenchus okinawaensis
Lineage: Eukaryota; Metazoa; Nematoda; Chromadorea; Rhabditida; Aphelenchoididae
Source: the annotation of a GenBank genome assembly
AUGUACACAAAGCUCAUCAUUAUAUCGAAUAAACAACAGAAGAAGCCAAUACGAUUGUCGUCGGUUUUUCGGCUGUAUCUGUACAAUUGGUGGAUAUUCAUGUUCACAUCGCUUAUAUUCAACAUUUACAUGGUUUGUCGGUUCAAUGGUAGGUUACUGUAAAGUAGAAUACGGUAUAUUAAUUAAAGAAAGAUGUAAUAUAAAACUUUUGGACAAUUUUUGGUAAAUUCGGCCUAGUUUUGUCAGCUUUUUGGGAACAAAUAUAAAAUUGUCAUGUUUUGGGUCCCACCACGAAAACCCUGAAAAUCAAUUGACUGUCUAAAAAAUGGUGUAAUGGUAAUAUUUAUUACAAAAUACGUUAGUUUAACUCGAAAUUAAAUUCAUUUUUAAAAAAUUUUAUAAGAAUUGGGUCCCACCACGAAAACCUUUCAAAUUAAAUAAAAGCUUCAAAAUUUACUGUAAAUGCCAUUUUAUGAUAAAACCGAAACUGAAAGGCUUUUUUAAAUAGUACAAAUACAUUUUUAAUUCCACUGUAAUACAAGAAUGUCAUUUCAGAACCCCAAUCCACCACAAGUCUCUUUGGCUGGGGUCUAUCAGUCCAGCUUACCAUAAUGAUCUCCCCAAUUACCGUAUUCUUUGUGGUACUAGAGCGAAACCUUGUAUUUCUACUGCCAUUUAAACAACAAAUCCUUCGCUGGUGGUUGAUUCGAAUAGAGUUUGUGGUACUGGCGGCAUUUUACUGUCUGUUCGUAUGUGAAUUACUAUGGGUGACACAGAGUUACAGUGAUUACACGGACUGUAGAGCCUUUGGCUGUUUAAUGAACCGAAAAGGUGGAUCGGUGCAUUUGAGUAUCAAGAUUGCCAUGAGUAUUGGGAACAUUGUCAACAUGAUAUGUUUUAUUGUGGCAUUGAGAGGCAUGAACAAGACUGCUUGUCAUAAGAGGGUAAGUUGGGUAGAGGUAGAGUUUUAUUACCUAAAAAUAUAGUUUUAAAGCUUAAAAUUAUUUUUUUCCUAAGGUGCUAUAAAGCUAAGGCUAGGACUAAGGCAAAGACUAAAGCUAAGGCUAAGACUAAGGCUAAGGCUAAGGCUAAGGCUAAGGCUAAGGCUAAGGCUAAGGCUAAGGCUAAAGCUAAGGCUAAAGCUAAUUGUUAGGCUAAGCCUCUAGCCAAGCCCAAACCCAAGCUCAGGCUCAAGCUCAAGCCCCAUCCCAAUUCUAAGCCCAGACCUAAACCUUAUCCUAACCUUAAGCCUGAACUUAAGUCAGGCUCUCUCUAAGUCCAGGCCUAAGCAUAAGUCUAAAUCUAAGCCUAGGCCUAAGCUUAAGCCGCAGCCAAAACCUAAACUUAAUUUGGGCUUGAGGCUAAAAUUAUAUUUCAAUUUAACUUUAAGCAAACGCCUAAGCCUAAUCCUGUAAUGAAGGUUAAGCUUGAAGUUAAGGUUAAACAUAUUUUAAAGGCUAAAUCUAAACCUAAUUUUUUAAAAUUAAUUCAACUUACAUUUUUCGCUUUUCAGACCAACCGGCUGGCAAUAAUCGUAAUAUGCAUGGAGUUGGUGUGGAACAUAAUUCCUCUAAUAUUAACCAAUAUUUUGAUAAUAUCAAUGAAUUGGAACAUUGCCGCCUACAUUGGUCCAUACGUCCAAACACUUACUGCCAUCGAUGGGCUACUGUCAAGCAUACUGUACACUAACAAUCUGACUUGGCCAAGCGAUUCGGGACCGAAUCCCAGCAUCCGAAGCCAAAAACCCUUCAUGCUUAGGGUUAUGCUGGCUAAAAAAGAGCUUUAG